Molecule: messenger RNA, 2655 nt
Organism: Aethina tumida (small hive beetle)
Lineage: Eukaryota; Metazoa; Arthropoda; Insecta; Coleoptera; Nitidulidae
Product: patatin-like phospholipase domain-containing protein 2
Exons: 10
Coding region: 105-2093 (662 amino acids)
Biological process (GO): triglyceride catabolic process; lipid homeostasis
Cellular component (GO): cytoplasm; membrane; lipid droplet
Molecular function (GO): triacylglycerol lipase activity
Source: RefSeq, a predicted model, not a curated record
CGCAGUCUCUGGAAGAGUCGUGUUGUUUAUUUCUCGCAUUUGACAUUGUUAUAGACGUAUUGUGCGUUUCAGUGCUUGUUACGGAAGUUGAAAGAGAUAGUAAUAUGAAUCUAUCGUUUGCCGGAUGCGGAUUCCUGGGCAUCUACCACGUCGGGGUGGCGUCGUGUUUUCGCAAAUAUGCGCCGCAUUUGUUGCUGAAUAAAAUUAGCGGCGCGAGUAUUGGCGCUAUAGCGGCCAGUGCUAUGUUAUGCGACCUGUCGCUCGGUGAUGUGACGAGUAAUAUACUGAGCGUGGCGAUCGAGGCACGCAAAAAAUCCCUCGGUCCGUUCAACCCUACGUUCAACGUGCACAAUCUGCUCAGGGAUGGGUUGGAGAAGUUCCUGCCGGAGGACGCUCACCAUCGCGUCAACGGCAAGCUCCACGUCUCUCUCACCCGGUGGUACGAUGGCAAAAACGUCAUUGUCUCCCAUUUUGACUCCAGGGAGGAACUGAUCGAAGCACUGUUAGCGUCAGCAUUUAUACCACUGUUUUCUGGCAUUUUCCCACCCAAGUUCAAGGGUGUCAGAUAUGUGGACGGAGGAUGCAGCGACAAUUUACCGACUUUAGAUGAAAACACAAUUACCGUCAGCCCAUUCUGCGGCGAAAGCGACAUUUGUCCUCGAGACGACAGUUCGCAACUCUUCCACAUAAACAUUGCGAACACAAGCAUCGAACUCUCCAAAUACAACAUGUACAGGCUGUUCCGCAUCUUGUUCCCGCCACAGCCGGAGAUACUCUCUAACAUGUGCAAGCAAGGCUUCGACGAUGCCCUGCGGUUCCUGCACAGGAACAAUCUGAUCAAUUGCACGAGAUGUCUGGCCGUCCAAUCGACCUUUGUCGUGUCCGAUACGGUCGAGGAUCACAGCGUGUACGAUCCGCAUUGCAGCGAAUGCAAAAUGCAUCGACAAGAAGCAUUGGUUUCAAACAUGCCUGACACAGUCUUGAGCAUUUUCCAAGAAGCAAUAGAUACAGCUAACAAAGGAUUAUUGAACUGGGUCUUCAAACACAGAGGGAUGAAACUAUUGUCUGUACUGAGCCUCCCCUACACAUUGCCGGUUGAUAUUGUCUAUGCCACAUUUACCAAACUUGGGGUGAUACCGGCAAUAAAAGCUGGUCCGAGAGUGGCACUGAGAAAGGUGACUGAAUUCGAGUUCAUGAAUGUAAUCGGAACAUCAUUGGAAAGACGAUCUCUUCAAUAUCGGAUACAUGACAGCAUGCCGGUUAUGUACACACGUUCUGCAUGCGAACAUUUGGUUGUAGACAAGAGAUUGAUGGUGGCCGCACCGCAACUCGGAAACGGCGUCUGGGAGGUCAGCAAAUAUUUCAUGGACCAAAUGGGCCAUGUCCUCUACAAAGUGAAUAAGAAACGACAGCAAUUAAGCGCCAAAAUUACUUGCCAAUUGGCCAUCACUGAAUACGGUGCCAAUAAAUACGAUGUUGAAUCUUGCCAAGACUUGAACGCUGAGAACAAGAUGAAUCUGAACUUCACCCUCAACUUGGACAACAGUGACUUGCCGUUAACACAAAGCCCACAAAGGAAGAUAAAGAACAUGCUCCAAAGGAAACCGAGUUUGACCAUCAGCAAAACCGACACAAUGGACAAUGACACAUUCGAACACAUUUUACAAAUUACCUCGCAACAAGACACAAUCAUGGCUUAUUACUAUUUGGAUGAAAAUAAUAAAGUAAAGGUGACAGAAAUUUUCGACCUAACAGACGCAGAAUCUCCAAUAGUUCAAACCAAAGAGGAGAAACACUUGAACAACGGCCUCCAGUUCGACGACGAAUGGGACGACUCUUCUUUCUGUGAACAUGCUGAUGAUCUGGACUCUCAAUAUUCCCUGGAAGAUGUUCUGGAAGGCGACGCUUGUAACAUGUUCUCGGAUCCAGAAUCCGAAUGGACGGCCACUUGUAAAGUGGAAGAACCGGACGACUAUUUGCACGCGCAAAAUUCGUCCGACGAUUUGAAACCGGAGUCCGAACAGGCGAACAUUUCGGAUUAUUACAGGAAUUAUAAAAUUCCCACAUUCACUUUUGAUGAAAUCGAUCCGUGAUGGUCUUUAUAUAGGGACAACUUGAAACUGAUACUGUGAUGAAAGCUAUGAUAUAAAAGGGCAACUGGUAAUGAUUUUUGUUGAAAAAUCAAUUAUUUUAGUUAGUUGUAAAUAAUCUUACAUAAUAUUUUUUAAAACAUUGUUUUUUUUUUUCUGAAAAAAAAACAUUUUAUGUUUAAAUUUAAAAACAUUCUGUACUAGAAACAUUAUGCGCUGUGACUAAUAUUUUAUUUUAUAGUCAAUUGGAAAAUUUACUUGCAUUUUUAUUUUAUUUUCCAGUACUUACACUGGUAGUUUUAAUAAAAGUAAAUUUUCUGAUCUGUUACUUAAGUUCUAAGUGAUAUCCAUAGAAUGUGAUAUUCCCUGUAGUUAUUUGUAAAUAGAGAAAAAUGAUAUAUUUUUAUAUUAAGUAUUAUUAAUUAGAAUAACAAAUUGUGUAAUCUAUUAAGUUUAUUAUAUAUUUAACUGACGAACAUUUUAUUUAUAUCUAUAAUAUUUCCUAAUCAAGGUGAUUUGUUAUAUAAAAGUAUGUUAUUUAUUAUUAUAUUUAUUUGAAAUUUAA